Messenger RNA from Siniperca chuatsi (mandarin fish), 1229 nucleotides. RefSeq names its product X-ray repair complementing defective repair in Chinese hamster cells 2 (gene xrcc2). Lineage: Eukaryota; Metazoa; Chordata; Actinopteri; Centrarchiformes; Sinipercidae. The record is from RefSeq and is a predicted model, not a curated record. The coding region runs from base 137 to 1039 and encodes 300 amino acids. Gene Ontology annotation, molecular function: ATP binding; four-way junction DNA binding; ATP-dependent DNA damage sensor activity. The transcript is spliced from 6 exons. Gene Ontology annotation, cellular component: Rad51B-Rad51C-Rad51D-XRCC2 complex; replication fork; centrosome. Gene Ontology annotation, biological process: double-strand break repair via homologous recombination; DNA strand invasion.
CUGCGCGCCGGCCCCACACAUUACGGUAACACGGCGCGCUCCGUCCAUUACGGUAAACAGUGGAAACAGGAAGUGAGCGCCAACAGAAGCGGCGCAGUGUUGCUGCUCUGAAGACCAAGAUGAAGUUCGUGCUGAAAUGACUGAAAGUGGCGCUCAGCUGUUUGCUCGUCUGGAGCCUCGUCGCUGUCUGAAGGACAUCGAACCUCGUCUGUUUCCUGAAGACGGAGGACCCGACCAUGGUGAGGUGGUGGAGCUGUAUGGAACAGAGGGCACAGGUAAGACGGAGCUGCUCUACCACCUGCUGUGUCGCUGUGUGUUGCCGGCGGUGACCGGCGGUCUGGAGGUGGACGUUGUGUUCGUGGACACUGACUACAGUCUGGACAUGUUACGACUGGUCAGCAUCCUGGACAGCAGACUGAACGCAGCUCGCUCUACCGUCUCGCCCUCAGCAGCUUCAGACGAGGCGGCGUUGCGUUCGUGUCUGUCUCGCCUCCUGGUCGUCCACUGCUCCUCCUCCUCCCAGCUCCUCCUCACCCUCCACUUCCUGCAGACCUCCUUGUCGUCGCGGCCCAGCCUGGCGCUCCUCCUCAUCGACAGCAUCUCUGCUUUCUAUUGGCUGGACCGCUGCGAGGGCGGGGCCAGCUUCACCAGGCAGGAAGAGAAGCUCAGCAAGUGUGCAGAGCUGCUAGGCCGACUGCUCAGGGAUUACAGAAUCACUGUCUUUGCCACCUGCCACGCCAUCAGGAGGAGCUCCAGUGGACCCUCCUCCUCCUCCUCCUCCUCCUCCUCUGAGCAUGACCGGCCGUACCUCUGUCGCCCCUGGCAACAGCUGGUGACCCAUCGGCUGCUGUGCUCCAGGCAGGAGGCAGCAAACAACAUGGCCGCUGCAGCAGGAGGAAGCAAGGAGCAGAGGAGACGGCAGGUCUUUACCGUCCACUGCACCUCCUCCUCCUCCUCCUCCUCCUCCUCCUCCUCCAGGACGAAGGCUUACAGAAGCAGCUCCUUCUACGUGACAGAUGGAGGAGUGGAGUUUAUCUGAACUGUGGCUGGACAGUAAACAUCAGGUCGUUCUCUGCAGGUGAAACUUGUUUUUCCAGAUUGUAAAUGAAGAGCCGGCCCUGUACGUGUUGUUGUUGUUUUGAUUUCUUUUGAAAAAGUAGUCCUUUAUAUGUUUGGGUUACUGGAUACAUACAUUUGUCAAAGUUGAAUAAACGUGUGUUGGGACCCAG